This is a messenger RNA of Vespa mandarinia (Asian giant hornet), 601 nucleotides long. It is a transcript of the gene PolE4, whose product is annotated as DNA polymerase epsilon subunit 4. NCBI's taxonomy places the organism in Eukaryota, Metazoa, Arthropoda, Insecta, Hymenoptera, Vespidae. Gene Ontology annotation, biological process: DNA-templated DNA replication. Gene Ontology annotation, molecular function: protein heterodimerization activity. The record is from RefSeq and is a predicted model, not a curated record. Gene Ontology annotation, cellular component: epsilon DNA polymerase complex; nucleus.
UAACAUAAUUCGCAUAUAAUAUCGAAUAAAGUAAAAAUCUUUUAAUUAUUUUGUGAGAUUCGUAUUACGUUUAUUGAAUAUAAUGUUACUGCUAUAUAUUUGACUAUAAUCUAAAUUAAAAAAUUUGACAUAUGUCGUAUGUACGACAUACAUAUAUAUAGGGUAUUAGAAGUUGUUAUUUUGUCGUACUGAAAAGAUCGAAAUUCUAUAAACAUGGCGAAUGCCAAGAUUGAUGAUUUGACAUAUGAGGGAGAAUUGAAUGAAAGUAAUAUCAGUAAUGGUGCUGAAAACUUGCAAGAUUCUCAAGAAGAGACCGAUACUGCUCUGCAAGCUGAUGAGGAACAAAGAGAGAAAUUAGUAAGACUUCCUAUAGGCAGAGUAAGAAAUAUUAUUAAAAUGGAUCCUGAUGUAAAUUUGGUUAAUCAGGAGGCAGUAUUUUUAAUAGCAAAAUCGACGGAACUUUUUAUUGAUUCAUUGGCAAAGGAAGCCUAUAAGUAUACUGUACAAACAAAAAAAAAAACAGUUCAAAAACGAGAUAUUGAAAAUGCAAUUAAUAAUGUAGAUGCACUUGUGUUUUUAGAAGAAAUGCUUGAGUAAAUUA